CCGAUUUAGACUACCCAUUUCUACACGGAUUGAUGCUAUUUUCACCUCAAGAUGACAGAUAUAAGGAUAGUUCCUUUAGGGGCUGGUCAGGAUGUUGGACGUAGCUGUAUUCUUCUGACGAUAGGAAGUAAGAAUAUCAUGCUGGAUUGUGGGAUGCAUAUGGGCUUCAAUGAUGAAAGAAGAUUUCCAGACUUUUCCUACAUCAACAAAAAUGGUGGAUUGACAGACCAUCUUGAUGCAGUUAUCAUUAGCCAUUUUCAUCUUGAUCACUGCGGAGCCCUCCCUCACAUGUCCGAGAUUGUCGGCUACGAUGGACCCAUAUACAUGACACAGCCCACCAAGGCCAUCUGCCCCAUACUCCUCGAAGACUAUAGGAAGAUAACUGUUGAGAAAAAAGGAGAAACCAAUUUCUUCACCUCACAAAUGAUCAAAGAAUGCAUGAAGAAGGUGGUGGUGGUGAAUUUACAUCAAAUCAUUCAGGUGGAUGAUGAGUUAGAGAUAAAGGCUUAUUACGCUGGUCACGUGCUAGGGGCGGCCAUGUUCCACAUCAAAGUUGGGCAACAGUCGGUUGUAUACACGGGAGAUUACAAUAUGACUCCAGAUAGGCAUUUAGGUGCUGCUUGGAUAGAUAAAUGUAGGCCCAACAUCCUCAUCACAGAAUCAACUUAUGCGACCACAAUCAGAGAUUCAAAGAGGUGUCGGGAGCGAGAUUUCCUGAAGAAGGUGCACGACUGUGUAUCGAAUGGAGGGAAGGUCCUUAUACCUGUCUUUGCAUUGGGUCGAGCGCAGGAACUCUGCAUACUACUGGAAUCAUAUUGGGAGAGGAUGAAUCUGAAAGCACCUAUCUACUUCUCUACUGGACUUACAGAAAGGGCAAAUCAUUACUAUAAACUCUUUAUUACAUGGACAAACCAGAAGAUAAAGAAGACAUUUGUGAAAAGAAAUCUCUUUGAAUUCCAACAUAUCAAGCCGUUUGAUCGGGGGUACAUCAACAAUCCCGGGCCGAUGGUGGUGUUUGCCACGCCCGGUAUGCUCCACUCCGGACUCUCACUUCAGAUCUUCAAGCAGUGGGCUCCGAACGAGAAGAACAUGCUCAUUAUGCCGGGAUACUGCGUGGCGGGGACGGUAGGCCAUAAGGUGCUCAGCGGACAGAAGAAGAUUGAGAUGGAGAAUAGACAGACGAUUGAUGUAAAGUUAUCAGUGCAGUAUAUGUCCUUCAGUGCUCAUGCUGAUGCUAAGGGAAUCAUGCAGUUAAUUCGAAUGUGUGAACCUAAGAAUGUCGUCUUGGUUCACGGUGAGGCCGGCAAGAUGGCAUUCCUUAAAGAGAAGAUCUGUAAAGAAUUCAAAAUCCAGUGUUACAUGCCAGCUAAUGGAGAGACGAUUAAUAUUCCUUGCAAGACAAAUCUGAUGGCAGAUGUUUCAUUGGGAUUGCUGAAGAGAAGUGCUUCUCUUGCAGGCAUGACCAUGUCAGGACUCCCAGAAUCUAAGAAAUGCCAUACAAUGCAUGGAGCACUUGUCAUACGAGAUCAGAGGAUACAGUUAGAGGAGCCAUCUAAAGUCAUGCAGCAGCUCGGCCUGGUUGAACAUGAUAUCAGGUUCACCUCUACUGUAUCGACGUCGGCCUCAUCCAUGGAAGCACUUACAAAGAAGCUCAAAAGGAGAUUCCCACAUGAAUCUGUUCAGCUGAUGCCAGAUGCCUCCAUUAUGAUGGGAUCAAUACUACUUAAGAUGUCUAGUGAAUCAGAAGAGAGCUUAGAUCUACUCGUUUCAUGGCCGUAUCAGGAGGAGGAACUUGGUAGUUCACUGCUGAGUAUGCUACAUUCACCAAAGACCUCAACUGCAGAAUGAUGGUGCCUUGAAGAAAUUUAAAGGAAAGAAACAAGAAAAGUUAGUGACUACAGAGUAUGCUACAGUCCCAGACAUUCAUAUUUGUGGAUUGUCUUUUUUAUUACUUCAAGCAUGUGUUUGAUACUCGUUUGCAUUCUCAAAAGAGCUUGAAUACAGAAUG
Molecule: messenger RNA, 2008 nt
Organism: Lytechinus variegatus (green sea urchin)
Lineage: Eukaryota; Metazoa; Echinodermata; Echinoidea; Temnopleuroida; Toxopneustidae
Product: integrator complex subunit 11-like
Exons: 22
Coding region: 52-1848 (598 amino acids)
Biological process (GO): snRNA processing
Cellular component (GO): nucleus
Source: RefSeq, a predicted model, not a curated record